Protobothrops mucrosquamatus (brown spotted pit viper) is the source of this 3867-nucleotide messenger RNA. Its product is annotated as receptor-type tyrosine-protein phosphatase S-like. The annotation marks the transcript as partial. Gene Ontology annotation, biological process: cell-cell adhesion; axon guidance. The record is from RefSeq and is a predicted model, not a curated record. Lineage: Eukaryota; Metazoa; Chordata; Lepidosauria; Squamata; Viperidae. Gene Ontology annotation, molecular function: protein binding. Gene Ontology annotation, cellular component: axon; plasma membrane. The transcript is spliced from 23 exons.
CCUCCUAUUCGGGAGUGAAAACUUACUACAGUGAAGGGAAAAAGAGAAUUAAAAGCCGCUUUAUUUUUGAUCUGGGCCAAGAUCCGGUCUGUUUCAGCCCUGCCCUUGAUCACUUGCUUCAGAACGAAGGUACUCCGAUCCGAGGUGGCCUUCAGAUCGAGAGCAGCGAGGAGACGGACCAGGGUAAAUAUGAGUGCGUUGCCAGCAACAGCGCCGGCGUGCGCUAUUCUUCGCCCGCCAACCUAUACGUGAGAGAGCUACGAGAAGUGCGGCGCGUGGCUCCCCGGUUCUCCAUCCCGCCCACCAGCCACGAGAUCAUGCCGGGCGGGAACGUGAACAUCACCUGCGUGGCGGUGGGCUCGCCUAUGCCGUACGUCAAAUGGAUGCAGGGGGCCGAAGAUUUGACGCCAGAGGACGACAUGCCGGUGGGACGCAACGUCCUUGAGUUGACCGACGUCAAAGACUCCGCCAACUACACGUGUGUCGCCAUGUCUAGCCUGGGUGUCAUUGAAGCGGUGGCCCAGAUCACCGUCAAAUCCUUUCCCAAAGCUCCAGGUACUCCUGUUGUCACCGAGACCACGGCCACCAGCAUCACCAUAACCUGGGACUCCGGAAAUCCGGACCCCGUCUCCUAUUACGUGAUCGAGUAUAAGUCAAAGAGUCAGGACGGGCCAUAUCAGAUCAAGGAGGACAUCACCACCACCCGCUACAGCAUUGGGGGGCUUAGUCCCAACUCAGAGUAUGAGAUCUGGGUGUCGGCGGUGAACACAAUUGGGCAGGGCCCUCACAGCGAUUCCGUUGUGACCCGUACGGGGGAGCAGGCCCCCGCCAGCGCCCCUCGAAAUGUUCAGGGCCGGAUGUUGAGCGCUUCGACCAUGAUCAUCCAGUGGGAGGAACCGGUGGAACCGAACGGUCAGAUCCGGGGCUACCGGGUGUAUUACACCAUGGAGCCCGACCAGCCAGUCAGCAACUGGCAGAAACACAACGUGGAUGAUAGCCUCUUGACCACCGUUGGGAGCCUUCUGGAGCACGAGACCUACACCGUGCGAGUCUUGGCGUUUACGUCGGUGGGGGACGGCCCGCUCUCGGAUCCCAUCCAAGUGAAAACCCAACAAGGAGUUCCGGGGCAGCCGAUGAAUUUCCGAGCGGAGGCAAAGAGCGAGAGCACCAUUUUACUGACCUGGAGUCCCCCCCGCCAGGACAUUAUUCUGAAGUACGAACUCCUUUACAAGGAGAUCAGCAACAAGCCAGGAACCCCGGAGUUUCUGAAGACCUUUGACCCCGUGACUUCCUUCCUGGUGAAAGAACUCAACCCCAACACGGAGUAUGUCUUCCAGCUGGCGGCUCGCUCAGCUUUGGGCCUCGGAGCCCCGACAUCGGAGGUCAGGGAGCGCACGCUGCAGUCUAAACCGUCCGCCCCCCCUCAAGACGUAAAAUGUGUCAGCACCAGGUCCACGGCCAUUCUGGUAAGUUGGCAACCACCGCCGGUUGAGAGCCAAAACGGUGACUUGGAAGGCUAUAGCGUCCGUUAUCGAGCUCUGGAUCCCGAGGUCAGCGAAUUGAAAGAGGUGAAGGAUAUCCCCGCCGCAACCACCCAGAUCGCCCUCGAAGCCCUGGAGAAAUGGACGGAGUACCGCAUCACCGUGGUGGCGCAUACGAUUAUGGGGCCCGGCCCGGAAAGCUCGCCCGUCAUUGUCCGUACCGACGAAGAUGUGCCCAGUGCCCCACCUCGCAAGGUGGAGGUCGAAGUCCUCAAUUCAACGGCCAUCCAGGUUUUCUGGCGCUCCCCAGUCCAAAACCGCCAGCACGGACAGAUACGUGGCUACCAGGUGCAUUACGUCCGCAUGGAGAACGGAGAAGCCAGUGGCUUGCCCCAGAUCAAGGAUGUCAUGUUGGCUGACGCUCAGUGGGAGACCGAUAACACUGCAGAAUACGAAAUGGUCAUCUCUGGACUUCAGCCAGAGACCACUUACUCGGUCACAGUCGCUGCCUACACCAUGAAAGGGGACGGGGCCCGGAGCAAGCCGAAACCGGUCGUGACCAAGGGAGCAGUCCCAGGAAAGCCGAUCCUGUCCGUCUAUCCCACCCAAGAAAACUCUCUUCUGGUCAAAUGGGAACCCCCUCUGGAAGCCGAAAGCCAAGUGCUGGGCUACCGCCUCCAGUUCGGCCGCAAGGACGUCGACCCGCUGGCCACCCUGGAAUUUGCUGCCCAGGAAGACAAAUACACCGCCACCCACGUCCACAAAGGUGCCACGUACGUCUUCAAGCUAGCCGUGAAGAGCCGAGCUGGCUUUGGGGAGGAAGCGUUGCAGGAAAUUACCAUCCCAGAAGAUGCGCCGAAAGGUUACCCCCAGAUUCUCGAGGCGAGCAACAUCACCUCCAGAUCGGUCCAGGUGAAGUGGAUGCCCCCCGUCUUAGCCGAGCGGAACGGGGUCAUCGUCAAGUACACCGUGGCCUACCGGGAGACCACCUCUUCGGGAAACCCCCAGGAGAAAGAGCUGCCCCCCUCUCCAGAAAACUCAUACAUCUUGAACGGUCUCAAGCCCAACACCGCUUACGAUGUUAAAAUCCGAGCCCAUACCAGUAAAGGUCCCGGGCCGUACAGCCCGACUGUUCAGUAUCGGACGGUCCUUCUGGAUCAAGUUUUUCCCAAAAACUUCAGAGUGAAAAUGAUCACCAAGACGUCGGUCCUUCUGGGCUGGGAAUUUCCUGAAAAUUACAACUCCCCUAUUUCAUACAAGAUCCGGCAUGAGAACACCGGUCAAGAGAUUGAGGUGGGUGGGAGUGCCACCAAGAAGCUCAUCACCAAUCUGAAGCCCAAAACAUCUUAUCGGUUCUCCCUCGUGGGCCAGAGAAGCGAGAAAGGAGAUCUUCAGCAGAAGGUGGAGGUGUCGACCGCAGCCAAUAUGCUGAGCAGAAAACCAGAGGUGUCUUAUCGACAUGAAAUAGAUGGCAACGUGAUGGUGAAUCUGCCAGAUGUCAGGAGUUCAGACUCCCCAGUUCAAGCCUAUUACAUUGUGGUGGUACCCUUGAAGAAAAGCAAAAGUGGACAGUUCCAUAAUUCAUACAACAGUCCGGAAGAAAUGGAUUUAGAAGAGCUUAUUCAGCAGAUCUCAAGACUGCAACGGCGAAGCCUCCGCCAUUCCCGUCAGCUGGAUCACCACAAAGCGUACAUCGCAGCCCGUUUCCACAUCCUGCCCCCUUUCUUCAUCCUCGGGGAUAUGAAACGCUACGACAACUUUGAAAAUAAAGCCCUGGAGGCCGGACAGAAAUACGUCAUUUUCGUUUUGGCCGUUCUGCAGGCCAGUGAACCCCUGUACGCUGCCAGUCCCUUCUCUGACCCCAUCCAGAUGGACAGCUCUGACCCCCAGCCCAAGAUUGAAGGAGAGGAGGGGUUGAUCUGGGUGAUUGGACCGGUUUUAGCUGUAGUCUUUAUUAUCUGCAUUGUUAUUGCAAUCCUCCUGUACAAGAACAAGCCAGACAGCAAACGCAAAGAGUCGGAGCCCCGGAUCAAGUGCUUACUGAAUAACGCCGAGAUCGCUCCUCACCACCCGAAAGAUCCCGUGGAGAUGCGACGCAUCAAUUUCCAGACGCCAGAUUCUGGCCUCAGCAGUCCUCUCAGUGACCCUGAGCUUGACCUUGAAAGUAUGCUGAACCAUCCACCAAUCCCCAUUUCGGAUCUGGCAGAUCACACGGAGCACCUGAAAGCCAACGAUAACCUCAAGCUGUCUCAGGAAUACGAGUCCAUCGAUCCUGGGCAACAGUUCACGUGGGAACACUCCAACCUCGAGGUGAAUAAGCCCAAAAACCGCUACGCCAACGUCAUCGCCUACGAUCAUUCUCGCGUCAUCCUCCUCCCGAUCGAAG